CAUAAUUAAUCGCAAACGUGGUCCCGAGAGCCUGGAGAGGGGGAGGAACGUCUCUGAAGGAAAGUUUUAGCGUCACUUUCAGCCUGGUUCUGUGAUGUCAGCUAAGGAAACAGGUGAUUGAAGAUGCGCCUCCGGUUAUUUUUCCCCUCAGGACCCAGUACUGGGGUGUUUAUUUUAUUGGUCUCGAAUUUUAAAGGGACGCAGUCGCGGGGAGCGUUUCUCCUGAAAAAUCGUACUAACCUUACUGAAUACUAAUUUCUUUGGACUAGAGAACUACUACUUCCUCCGUUCCUGAGUUGAUAUUUUUCUUUAGCUGCCGGGCAGUGGUUAAAAACAAAGCGAAAUGGGGCUUCCCUGGUGGCGCUGUGGUUGAGAAUCUGCCUGCCAAUGCAGGGGACACGGGUUCGAGCCCUGGUCUGGGAAGAUCCCACAUGCCGCGGAGCAACUGGGCCCGUGAGCCACAAUUACUGAGCCUGCGCGUCUGGAGCCUGUGCUCCGCAACGAGAGAGGCCGCGAUAGUGAGAGGCCCGCGCACCGCGAUGAAGAGUGGCCCCCGCUUGCCACAACUAGAGAAAGCCCUUGCACAGAAACGAAGACCCAACACAGCCAUAAAUAAAAUAAAUAAAUAAAAUUAAAAAAAAAAAAAACAAAGCGAAACAUUCUGGGAGUUACAGUUCUAGCGCUCCUUGGACCUCGCGGUCUAAGCAAGGGCUCUCUGCAGAGCCCCUCCUGGCUCGCGUGCUUUGGGGGCUGUUCUGGGCCGUUGGAAGGGAUUGGCCUGGCCUAAAGUAUCUAAAGACCCUAGGAUUGCUGCAGGUCAACAGUCCCCACUGGAGAAAAAAAUCUUGAAUCUAGGUGGCGUGCAUACAACAGCAGCAAGACAACUGAUAAUUCAAAAAUAUCAAGAGGAGUAUGAAACACUCUGUAGGGAGCAAGGUCUUUCUCUUGACUACUGGCUUGCCAAAGCAGAGUCUUAUUAUAAUAAAAGGAUAAUGGAAAUGAUGAAAGAACAAGAGACAGGCAAUGAAAUCAAGAAGAGAUUGGAGGGGAAAACAACCCAAAGCAUAGAAGGACAAAAACGAUAUUAUUUGGUACCUGAGAGAGAAGUGAAACAUGUAGAAAUGCACAUAUAUCGAGCAGGACAGGUCGGAGAGUUUAAGAAUAAAACAUUUAGACAAUUACCACCACGCCCUACUGAAAUAAAAUUGCCCAAAAUUGUGCCAGAAGUACAUGGCAUCCAGAACGCACAGAGAAGAAAGCAGGUUCCUAGAGGUGGGCACCAGCCAGCGGCUAGAAACAGGGUGAAGCAGAAGGCAGACGACGCCUUCAGAGCCCCAACCUGGUGUUACUGAACAGUGGGUGCUGAGCCAAGGGUGACCAGCUUCCUGAACUCUGCGGCCUAGGCUUGGAGGGAAUCAGAGAUGUUCUCAGCUGUGGAAGAGGAGAAUUUGGACAGCAGGACAAAGAAGGAAGACAGCCCCCUGGAGCAGAUACCUUUGCCACCAGAGGCCACAUCAAACCCUGGGGCCUUUUCAAAGUCUCUCCAUCUGCUCAGUCACUGGGAGGUAGACAGCCCCAGGAAGGAGCCCAGUCAGCCUUGGGGGCCAGGCCAGGAGUGGACAAAGCUAGAAAGAGACAUCAGGGAAGAGAAGGUGUUUGACCUGCUGAAGCCAAUUGAACCUGUACAGAAGCUGCUCCCUCAGGUGGAUGAGGAGGCCCUGCAGGAAGCCGUGAAGGGAGAAUGCUGGUGGAAGGCGUGGGUGAAGAAGCCAGUCACCUCUGAGGAUGUGGCAGUGAAUUUCACCCAGGAAGAGUGGGAAUGUCUAGAUGCCAGUCAGAGGGUACUCUACCAGGACGUUAUGUCAGAGACCUUCAGAAACCUGAUGUCUGUGGAUCUGAUCGCCAAGUUUGAACAAGAAGAGAAACAGUGGAGAGCAGAUCUCCGUCCCCCAAAUGGAGAAGGCCUUCAUUCAGGAGGCAUGAGAGAGGAACUUCAAGAACAGAGUCAGAGUUUGGGAGAUGAGGGAAAUAGCGAUGACAAGAAGGUCUCCCUUGCUCGCAGAAGGGCAAGCCCAUCCUCUGCUCCAGCUGGGUCCCUGGACAGGACACCAGUGUUCCCAGCAUCCUGGACUGGGCCACCCUUUACCUGCCAUACCUGUGGCAGGUGCUUCAGCAAGCGCUCCAGCCUCUACAACCACCAGUUUGUUCACAGCUGCGGCCAGUGUGGGAAGUCCUUCCUGAACCCCAAGGACCUCAGCUACCACCGGCGCAAGCACCUUGGGGAGAGGCCCUUCUGCUGCUCGCUCUGUGACAAGACCUACUGUGAUGCUUCUGGACUGAGCCGUCACCGCCGUGUCCAUCUGGGUUACCGGCCCCAUUCGUGUCCCUUCUGUGGGAAGUGCUUUCGGGACCAGUCUGAGCUCAAACGCCACCAGAAGAUACACCAAGGCCAGGAGCUGGGGGCUGGAAACCAGAAGCAUAUCGUGAAGAUUCCAGACAACACAGCUGGAUUCCAGGGGCUGGCAACUGCGAACAAUGCACCAGUGGCUGGGACCCAAGGACCCUCAUUUAAAACCACGGGUCCCGAGGCUCAGACCCAGCCACCUAUAGACAGGAGCCAGGCACCUGCGACCAAGAACCAGGUAAUCACUGGGAAGCCUCAGCUCCCAGUCGUUACAACCCCAGAGCCUGUGACCAGGACCCAGGCAGCCAACAAGAGAGCCACCCGCCUGGAUACCAAGUCCAGCUCUCACCCAGGAAAGCCUUCAAGACUCAAGGUCUUCUCUUGCCCUCAUUGUCCCUUGACUUUUAGCAAGAAAAUCUGUCUCUCCAGCCACCAGAAGGCCCACUUCACAGAGCAGUCCAACCGCUGCUUCCACUGCGGCAAGUCCUUCACUUUAUUCUCUGGGCUGGUCAGGCACCAACAGACUCACUGGAAGCAGAAGCUCUACUGUUGCCCUAUCUGCGACGUCUGCUUUGGGGAGAAAGAGGACCUUCUGGGUCACUGGGGGGGCUACAGGGGCAAGGGGCUCUGCCUGGGCAGUCCCCAUAAAUGCUGGGCGAUCCUGGGUCAGUGGCUUGGCUUCUUUCCCGAUGCCUCCACUGUGGCAGGGGAGGAGAUGGAUCUUUCUCCUGGAUCCAUACCCUCAGGAGAGGGAAGGAAGGGAGGGGAGAAGGCAGCAGAGGAAAGAAAGCAGAUAAGGCAGUGAAGGUCUUGGAAUGUAAAUAAAUGGCCUUUCCACCCGAGGUCUUUCUCUGUUUGGUUUUCCUGAGGGCUGACCUCCAGGGUAAGAAGACUGGGGUAGAGGAAGAGAGAGGUGAAAGAAUAAUGAAGGAAAUACAGAAAGGAAAAGGGACAAGGGGUGGCACGUGGAAACUUGUAGUAUUAUUAAUUAGCACCCAGCUUGUUUCUUUGUGUCUCAUAGACCAUCAAGUAGUAGUUGUUGAAGAAAACAGUGGACACUCCAAUAGGUAUGAAGAUGGGAGAAAAAGGAUGAGUGGGGGAGAGAGUCCGAGGGACCCAUCUGGACCAGAUGUAGAAGGGGAGGCGUUUUAAAGCAGGUGUGUGGCCCAGUUGUCAUCCCUUGCUCCCCUGGCACCUCGGUAGGCUGCCCGGGGCAAGAUGGAGCUCUGGCCAGUGUUCUGUGGGUUUCUCCCCAUCUCCUGUUUUUGGUUAGGGCUCGCCAUGUCCUCACUGUGCAGGUCACUUGGCGCUGUCUUGGAUGUUUUGGGCUUUUCCUGCUCCUUCCCAGCAGGGCUGAGAUCUUGGAAGAAACGACCACCAUUGCAAAGUUGGUGUGCUAUAAUUUGCCGUGAGGAGGUUCCUGGUCUCCAGUUCAUGGCGGAGACCCUCUUGUCUGUGUCACUCUGCAGCACAGGUGCUCUCUGCUGGAGAGGAGAGCGGCUGCCUGGUUGUAGCCAGAGAGGGUUUCCAGACGGAAGACAGACCAAGGAGCAGAAAUAUGUGGGCAGCGUAAAGGGGCAGAGGAAGGAAGGAGCUGGGGAAAGGGAGAGACUAAGUAGGUGACAGAAGAGAGGUUGAUCCUGUUUGGAAUUCAGAGCAUCCCUGCAAGUGCAGAUUGGAAUGUCCCCACAGCAAAGAGGCCAGUGAGUGUGCAACUUGAUGGAUGCGACAUCCCCGAGGACCAGUCUCUGGGCCAACCAGGCUCUUCUCCACCCUGCCAAGAUGCGACAUCAUUCAGAAGGGGUUUCCUAGAAGGAGGAGAAAAUAACUUGAAAAAGCUGUCAACAGUUUCUAUCAUGAAACUGUCACACCAGGGAGAAGAAAGGCCCUGUGGAGUCACCUAGUCUUGGAGGUGAGGCCCAGGGCAGCUGCUGUAGGGAACAAUCGAGAAAGGAGGCCAACUGGAGUGGGAUUCUUGCUUUGGAGCACAAAGGUGGAGGAGGAGUCCUCCCUCCAGCCAGGCUCACCAGCCCUUCCUUUCCUUUGGGAUUUUGAUCCCUCAAUAGCCCCCUCUUCCCCUUGCUGCUUUCCUCGUUUUUGUUUUUGUUUUUGUUUUUUUUUUUUUGCUCUCAGCUUAUAAGAAAGAGAAGAAAACUUACUUAGCUCUUCAAGAAAUUGCCCUGAAAACAAAGAGAAAUAGGUGAUGAGUGGAAGAUGACUAACUCCUCCCACAUCCUCCCUGUGGAAUUCAUAGUCACGCCCCCUCCCUUUCCACUAAGGGACCCCACAGAGCUCAGUAAGUGGUUCUCUUCAUUGAUUCUCUGAGGAGCCUGGAGUUGGCCAUGUGGACAGAGCAGGAAGGAAAUUCCAGCUCUGAAUCUUGAGCCCUGGUUCCAUCCACCCUCUUUAUGUUUCCCACUCAGGGCUGGCUUGCUCCGCUGCUGCUCAGUGGUCCUGUUUGCUGCCCCAGCACUGCACCUGCCAGUCUUCGGUGUAGCCAGUUGUAGCAGAUGAUCAAGGCCACCAGAGGUCCGAGAACUGGCACGAUUACAAACAAGGUUAUCUUCCAGCAGGGCACCGUCAGGAAGUGGGGAUCUGAAUCGUUUGCCACAGAACAAACAGGAUUAACAUGUGUUCCCCCUUGUGUCCCACCCACCCCUCUCCAUUUAUUAUUGGGUUUCUUUUGGGUGGUGGAGGGGGGAGGUUCUUAACCUGGGUUCCAAAAUAGUUUGUGGAUAGAGUCCAGGGAGUUCAUGAAUUUGGAUGAGAAAAGCGCUACAUUUUUAUUUUCACUAACUUCAAACUGAAUUUAGCAUUUUCUUACACUAAAAAUGUAGCUAACAAACCAGUUAUCAGCAGUGACUGUGACUUUAUCACCAAUGGAAACCACAUUCCCUUCAGAGUUGUUGCAGAAAUCUCAGAAUACUGUUUAUCAAUAUUUUGAAAUCACCAAAUUAUUAGACCUGCUGCUACAUUUUAUUAUUUAAUGUAUAUUUUUGUUAUUUAACGAAAC
This is a messenger RNA of Balaenoptera acutorostrata (minke whale), 5417 nucleotides long. RefSeq names its product ZFP57 zinc finger protein (gene ZFP57). The record is from RefSeq and is a predicted model, not a curated record. The transcript is spliced from 7 exons. Gene Ontology annotation, molecular function: DNA-binding transcription repressor activity, RNA polymerase II-specific. Lineage: Eukaryota; Metazoa; Chordata; Mammalia; Artiodactyla; Balaenopteridae. The coding region runs from base 1422 to 3209 and encodes 595 amino acids. Gene Ontology annotation, biological process: negative regulation of transcription by RNA polymerase II.